CGUGUCGCCUCUUCGAUGUUAUUCGAUUUUAAUGUGCAAUAAGAAGUUAUUGUAAAACAUGAUGUUACUGCCAGCCUGUAUCCAGAGUCGCGGUAAUGGGGCAGGUGCAUAGAAUUUGGAGCGUAUUUCCAUUAGCUUCUUGCAUAGCAAUUAAAUGGAAUGUGUUUCAACUGGUUGUGCAACAGGUUUCCCCCGGGCGAAGUGAUACUCUCACGACACGAAAGUGGAUUAGAUUAUAAAAUAGUGUAGAAGAUACAGUGCGGAUAGAUCCGUGCGAUGGUGCGUGACAACAUCACUAAAACUGCGAUAAGAUUCAGACAUCCCUGGAGAGGGUUGUGAGACAAGUUUAUGGUUGAAGCUCUGUUCAUCAAACAAAAAAGGAGGAACAGACACAAACAAGCGCAAUCAGUGCCCGGCUCUCAAUAUCACUGGGACCGGCAAUAAUGCUUUACAGAUAAGGUCACAAAACAACCAGCGCAAAUAUCUCCUGCUCCCAACGGUGCUUAGUAACGUGGAAAACUAACGUAUCACACACCUCCGAACGCAAUUCCAUCGAGUACAAUGGCCUGUCCACUGUAUAAGCUGCUGCUAUUCACUGCCCUACUGAUACUUCAACUGAUAGCGACCUGCAAAGCCACUUUAGCAGCAAAUUACGAUGAGCAACUGGAUAAUGCCAUCCGCCAGGUGUCCAGCGUGGGCUGGGAAGUUACCUAUGAUCCGCCUAAGCUCAACAUGGACAUGAGCACCACGCGAAAUGUAACGCUACGAAUAGAGCGCAUAGCGAAGGCGGAUUUGGAAGACAUCCGCUCGGUGCAGUUGAGAAGCGAGCGUGAGCACGUGGCUUGGGUCGAGAACGGUACGAUCGUCAUUGAACCACUCGUCGCGGCCAUCGCGUACAAUGGGUCGUUUACCGUCGUUGCCAACUUUCUCGGCCAGACCAGCUUUUUCGUCGAGCUGGUGCGCAUGAACGGCACGACCGAGAGUAUCAAAUCGUCCACCCUUCCGAUAACCGUGAUCCGCCCGGAGCGCGUCAUUGACCAUGUGUUUACCGGAUCGGUCAUACUGCUCAUCUCCAUCCUGUACAUUAACUUUGGCGCUGCGCUGGAUGUUGGAGCCUUGAAACAGAUCGCACGGCGUCCGAUUGGACCGAUGAUCGGGUUCGUGUGCCAGUUCGUGUUCAUGCCCCUGCUCAGCUACGGUCUCGGGCAUUUGCUGUUUCCGGACAACUACGAGCUGCAGCUGGGACUGUUCUUUACCGGCGUCUCGCCGGCCGGUGGAGCUUCCAACAUCUGGACUGUGGCGCUGGGCGGCAAUCUAACGCUCUCCAUCGCCAUGACCACUAUCAGCACGAUCGCCGCGUUCGGCAUGAUGCCGCUGUGGAUUUUUACCCUCGGGCGUACUAUCUUCCAGCGGGCAAACCUCGUCGUGCCCUACAGCCGCAUUGCAUACACGGCCGUUGGACUGGUGGUCCCGAUCAGUGCCGGUCUGCUCAUACAACGGUACUGUCCCCGGUUCAGCCGGCUGCUGGUGCGCAUCCUGAAGCCCAUGUCCGUGAUAUUGAUCCUGUUCAUCGUCAUCUUCGCGAUCGUAACCAACCUGUACCUGUUUGAGCUGUUUUCCUGGCAAAUCAUCAUCGCCGGGUUGGGUCUCCCUUUGCUCGGCUACUGUUUCGGGUUUCUGGCGAGCACGCUGAUGCGUCUGCCGCUAGCCGACUCGCUGGCCAUUUCGGUCGAAACGGGCAUACAGAACACCGGUAUUGCGAUCUUUCUGCUACGCUUUGCCCUGGAACAGCCGGCGGCGGAUCUAACGACGGUUAUGCCCGUUUCGAAUGCGAUUAUGACACCGUUACCUCUGCUUCUGCUCCUGGUCGGCCUACGCAUUCAUGAACGCACGAAGCGACGCGCUGAAAACAGUCUGAUACCGAAGACGGAGACGGAUCCUGUGGUGGCAACGCCAGAGUGAAGACAAACAACUACGAUCAUCCCCCCGAUGGUGACGGUUUUAGGGAACACAGGCCUAGCGAACAACUCACAAUCACACAUACACACACAUACAUCAUACUUAGCACAUAGUAGAAGAAUGUGAUUUGUUUUUUGUACAUCGAAAUACAGAAAAGCCGUUUAUUCUAAAAAUC
Anopheles coluzzii is the source of this 2134-nucleotide messenger RNA. RefSeq names its product P3 protein. Gene Ontology annotation, cellular component: membrane. Bases 562 to 1962 code for a protein of 466 amino acids. The record is from RefSeq and is a predicted model, not a curated record. The transcript is spliced from 3 exons. Lineage: Eukaryota; Metazoa; Arthropoda; Insecta; Diptera; Culicidae.